Aspergillus tanneri is the source of this 2757-nucleotide messenger RNA. It is a transcript of the gene MLH3, whose product is annotated as putative DNA mismatch repair protein (Mlh3). The transcript has 2 exons. The record is from RefSeq and is a predicted model, not a curated record. Gene Ontology annotation, molecular function: ATP-dependent DNA damage sensor activity; ATP hydrolysis activity; ATP binding. Bases 1 to 2757 code for a protein of 918 amino acids. Gene Ontology annotation, biological process: mismatch repair. Gene Ontology annotation, cellular component: mismatch repair complex. NCBI's taxonomy places the organism in Eukaryota, Fungi, Ascomycota, Eurotiomycetes, Eurotiales, Aspergillaceae.
AUGUCACAGAGGGUUCGCAGAAUUGAGCCACUUCCCUCUGAAGUGGUGGAGAAACUCAAGUCCUCUACAUCCAUUACACACCUGAAUGACGUAAUUGUUGAACUGGUUAAGAAUGCGUUGGACGCGAAUGCCAACACGGUCUAUGUGACCGCUGAUUUCAAACGAGGUGGCUGCAUCGUGGAUGAUGACGGGGAUGGAAUCCCGCCGACGGAGUUUGAAUCCAAUGGAGGCUUGGGGAAAUCCUAUCAUACUUCAAAGCUUUUUUCAGAAAGAGACGUUUAUGGUCGAAGAGGCUCGUUUUUAGCUUCAUUGUCUUCCCUCUCGUUAUUGACCAUCACGUCUCAACAUGUGCAUUAUUCAAGCACGAGUACUGUCAUCUUCCACCAUUCGACGCCGGUAGCUCGUCUGAUCCCGGCUCCAGCCCCAGGGUUGAGAUUUAGAAAUCAUGGAACCAGUGUUACCGUCAAUGACCUUUUUGGGAAUAUGCCUGUGCGCGUGAAAAAUCGAGCACUCGCCCUCCAAAAACUUGAUCGCCAGUGGGACGAGCUGAGGCAACUGCUGGUCUCGCUCAUCCUGGCAAACAAUAGCUUGGCCAAACUGGUAGUCUAUGACGCCAGUAGAGACCGAAAACUCAUAAUUCGUCCCCGGACUGGGGGCAAAAGAACCGACGGUGAGUUGGACCUCCAGCGCGUAGGAUCAAUCCUUGCACAAGCAGGCUUGAUUGAACCUCGAACCAUUGAUUGCUGGAAUGCCGUAUCGGCUUGCGUCCCGGAUCUCUCAAUUCAUGCUGCCAUAUCCCUUGUGCCCAGCCCUACCAAAAAGGUCCAGUUUAUAUCUGUUGGAAUAGACCCAGUCUUCCCACGGAAUUGUACAAACUUCUUUUUCGGCGAAAUAAAUCGGCUAUUCUCCCUAUCAGAUUUCGGUACUAUAGGAGCAGUUCCGGUGCCCACUCAUGAGACAAGCUCAGUGGAACCUCCUGGAGACUAUAAUACGAAGAUGAAGUCAGCGGCUAAGACUGUUAACAAGUGGCCUAUGUUCUACGUGCGGAUAGACACAAACGCCCCGCAGAAGUUUCGUGGCGAAGGUCAGGGUGUUCCAGAGUCGGACAAAUCCGUCCAGCAUAUCUUGGAUGUUCUCUCGGCGAUGAUAAAUGAAUUUUUGAAACAGCACGGUCUACUUCCACGCGCCGCGAAGCGGAAAAGGAAGGGAACUCACGUGCAAGAGGAUCCGGGAGAAGGUAGCAAAUCAACGGUUGCGCCACAUUGUUUAAAUACAGCUAUCGGUACCGAAGAAGCAUUGAACAUCAAACUUCCAGAUUUUUCGAAAUUCCCCAGGGGUAUCGGUCGAGACUUAGGGAGUUGGUCCAGGGUCAAAAGCGCCAAAGAGUCAAACAACACAGAUUUUACAGAUCGUUCACAGGGUAACUACGCGGGCCUCCCAUUGGGAACUGUCAACGUAGAGCCGGUUACCAAGCGGCCCACCCAAAAAUCUCCAUUGUCAAUAUCAAAAGUGGCUGCGGAAUCAAGCUCUGGAGUACAGCAGCAAGUGGACAUAGAUGCCGCUUCUCCAAGGUUUGGCAAUAUGGAUACGUUGGGGACAGAUAAGGUAGUUCCCUGGACCGAUCCUCAUACCGGAAGAAGUCAUUUGGUCAAUUCGCGAACCGGUCAAUCAGUCAAUGUGGAGCCAUCCUUGACUGCGGCUCUAAUGGACCAGAGACCUCAAUCGACAGGAUGCCUCCAGUCAGUACGGAUACGGGAAAAUUCAGAGCAGCCAAGAUCGGCAAUGUCUGUCCGAACUCAGAACACAUGGGCUGAGAAUCUUUUGGACCGCUGGGAAAACCCUGCUCUUCGUCGUCCCGAACAACCCAUACAUGCAAUUGCCACAGGUCGCGAAAGCGUAGCUGAUAGCCUGGAAGCUAGGGUCCGCGACAGUUUAGGUGGGUUGUGCGGUUUUAACACUUUGGGGCUUUCGAAGUUUGGGGGAAAACUACACAAGCAAGACCUUGAGAGAGCAGAGGUCGUCUCUCAAGUUGAUCAGAAAUUCAUAUUGGCAAAGCUUAGACCAACACCUGCUCACAAGGCGGGACGAGACUCCGGCGCUACUUUGGUCCUUGUCGACCAACAUGCUGCGGAUGAGCGUUGUCGCAUCGAAGGGCUUUUCGAGGAGCUAUUUAGUUCUUCAAAGGGCGACUCUAGACCAAUCCAGACGGUCUCCCUGGAGCGUAUGGUGUUUGAGAUACCGCCUACCGAGAAGUCACUGUUUGUAGAAAAUACGGAAUAUUUUGGAUCCUGGGGGUUUGAUUACACCGUUGAGCAGAAAGCAGGGGAGCAAUCUGCUUUUAUCUUUGUUCAUACAAUUCCUGUGCUUAUUGCCGAACGAUGCCGGAUCGAGCCGGAUCUAGUCAUCGAGGUGAUUCGCACAGAGAUUUGGAAGCGAGAGGAAACAGGCCGGCUACUUGGGAAAACAGACGAGGGCCAGGGAUGGGUGGGACGACUCAAGGGCUGUCCCCAGGGGUUGGUCGACUUGCUGAACUCACGCGCUUGUCGGACGGCAAUCAUGUUCAAUGAUAAGCUAACUAUCGAUGAAUGCCAGAAAUUGGUGCAACGAUUGGCUCGGUGCGUGUUUCCAUUUCAGUGUGCGCAUGGACGACCAUCAAUGAUUCCGCUACUAGUUAUGGCACAUGAAUUGGAUGGAGAUGGAGAUGGGGAGGUUUUAGAUGGUCGUGGAUUUUUGGAGGCGUUUAAAAGUUGGUAUUGA